Messenger RNA from Aureobasidium pullulans EXF-150, 933 nucleotides. RefSeq names its product ARV1-like protein. Lineage: Eukaryota; Fungi; Ascomycota; Dothideomycetes; Dothideales; Saccotheciaceae. Gene Ontology annotation, cellular component: cortical endoplasmic reticulum; Golgi apparatus. The transcript has 4 exons. The record is from RefSeq and is a predicted model, not a curated record. Gene Ontology annotation, biological process: regulation of plasma membrane sterol distribution; sterol metabolic process; intracellular sterol transport. The coding region runs from base 1 to 933 and encodes 310 amino acids.
AUGCCUAUAUGUAUCGAGUGUCGGUACCCUGUAAGCAGUCUGUACACCACGUACAGCAAGGCAGAUGAUCGAACUUUGGGAAAAGGUGUACGCUUGACACAGUGCCCGAGAUGCAAGCGUUUCGCAGACAAAUAUGUCGAACAUGAUUUUGUUGUUUUGUUUAUCGACUUGGUCUUGAUCAAACCUCAGGUCUACAGGCAUCUUCUUUUUAAUCGUCUAGGUCGUGAGGACGGCCGCUUCAACCCAUCCAUAAUACGCCUCGGAGUCUUACUGCUCCUGUUUGAUGUCUAUCUGACCUGGGCACGUAUCGAAGAAGCCAUGCCCUCCCCGUCAGCCUCAGACAGUGUUUCUAUGCCGACCCCUUCAGAUCCCUUCUCGCAUCCCACGAGUAAUGCCACGGGAUCAGGCCAAUGGAACGCAUCAAGCCUGCUACCAACAUCUAAUCUGCUGAGUGAGCAGCCCAUCAUCCUGCAAUACGUCUUUUUCCUUGUGCUGUGCGCACUGGAGACGGUUUCAUUCCACCUCCCAAUCCGCACACUUUUGUCUCUUCGUCUGCCGCGGCCAUUGUCUUACUUGAUCCCUCAUUACCCGCACCCUGCUGUCAUAAGUACGGCACUCCUGGUGUCAAGCUUCACAAAGCUCUUCCCGCUAUUGCUGUUGAUUUGGAAGUACGAUCUGCCGAGUAGCGCAAGUGCUGUUUCAUGGGCUGUCAUCAUCAACAACGUUGCUGCCUUGGAGAUCUUGCUUGAGUGCGGAGUCAUCAGAGCUGCCAUUUUGGCGGCUGUUGGCGCUGUGUGUCGGGCAGGCAUCGGUUGGUGUAUUCUAAGAGCUGCUGGUGUAGGAUCAGGGGUAGCAGCUGCCGGUGUCGUUGAGACGGGCGAUUUACUCGAGCUGUGGAAACGACUUGCGCUUCACGUUGGUAUCGGACAAUGA